Paramecium pentaurelia is the source of this 1552-nucleotide messenger RNA. Lineage: Eukaryota; Ciliophora; Oligohymenophorea; Peniculida; Parameciidae. The record is from the annotation of a GenBank genome assembly.
AUGCUUGAAGAUCACUUGGCUGAAGCAUUGCAUUUAUUGAAAAAAUAACCACAACAUCGAUGCAAAAUGGAAAUUGAUCUAUUAGUUCAUCUUACUUAAGAACUUCCUUUUUUUAAAUAAUAUUACAAAUAAGAAAAUGGAUUAUUAAUACAUCGAGAAUGUUGUAAACACAUGUUUGUUGAACGGUUCUUAGCAACUGAUAUUGUAUUUCAUGUUGGUAUGGAGACUCUAUUAAUAAUGCAGAUUCGAUUGGCACUAAAUUUUAUGUGAUUCUAGAUGGUCAAGUAGAGGUUUUGAUUAAGAGAAGAGGUUUUGAUGAAUUAGAAUCUGUAAGAAUUCUGAGACAAGGAGAAUCUUUUGGAGAAUUGGCUCUCAUUCAUAGAUAACCUAGAUUAGCAACUAUUCGUUGUGUUAAUGAUUGUUGUUUUGCUGUUUUAGAUAAACAAUAGUUUUAAUAAAUUUUGCAUUAUGAAUAAACAAAAAAGAUAGAAUAAGUAUAAAUUAUUAUCAUCUUUAUAGAAUGUUGAUUAUUUUGCUUAGAUUUCAAUAUUUAAUUAAUUAAAUAGAGCUCAAUUAACUUAAAUCUAUUUGAAUUCAUUUCUUUAUGAAUAUGAAAAACAUUAAACUGUAUUAUAAGAAGGAGACAAAUCAGAUAGUUUUCUCAUUGUUAAAGCAGGUCUAUUUUAAGUGCGUAAAUUAAUGAAUAAAUAACAUCCUUUAAUAGUAAUAUGUAUUUCAAUUAUAUUAGUUAUUUGAGAUUGGAGAAUUAUAAGUAUUUGGAUUUUAUCAUCUCUUUAAUAAAAUACCAUAUGAAUACUCAAUUAUUUGUCUCAGUCCUAAAGGAUAAAUUUACAAAAUACACAGAACAUCUUUGAUUGAGAAAAUAUUCGAAGGACAUACAUAGGAUUUGGAAAAACAUAUGUAAGAAAUUAAUUCUUAUGUCAAUUUUAAAGUUCAUUAAGAAUAAAAUACUCAUCUUAAAUAUCCAAGAUUUUUUUAAAUAAAGACAUCAUGUGAAUAAGAUAAAGAGAUCCAGGAAGAAUGUAUAAAGACUUGUAGAAAUAAAGAAUCUAAAAAUGAUAAUUAUAAAAGUAGAAAUUAAUUGAUAAAAUAAAAAAUGGAUACAAUGAUAGAAUAAUCUAAAAGAAAAUUAGGACCAAAAUCUAAUAUACCAAGAUUUAAUAGUUUAUUUGAAAUAUUCCUUAAAUCUCAUAAAGGAUUAACAGAGAAUUAAAGAUAAAAUAGUCCAUCUUUAUUAGAAACACCAACUAGACAAAUUGGAUGUAGUACUCAUUUUUUUCAUAAUGAUGAAUAACAAAAUAAUCCAUUCAUAACAUUUAGAAGUAGUAGUCCUAUAAUGAUGAAUAAAGGAGGAAGAUAAUUUCCAAUUCUUAAAUUAUCUAACAGUUAAAGAACAAUAGUGAAAUCGAGUCAUCAUUAUAAUUCUAAGUUCCAAUUUUAAGAUUAUUAUAAUUAAAAGUAGAUAUAAAUAUAGAAAGGUGGUAUAUCUUUAAGUCCUAAUGUAAUGAAAUUAAAAGUAUAUAAAUAUUGA